GUGCGCAAGGACGGUUGGCGGUACGGCCUUUACGCCUGCUCCCGGAGCCGUUCUAGAAAUUUCUGGGGCCCUGCUUCUUCCCACACCCGAUGGCCUGAUGGUGAGGAUGCUGCGCGGCAAGCGGCCUUUGAGUUUCGGGCACUGGCGUUGGGCACAGCGGCGGCCGGGUCCCUCCCCACCUGCUGGGUCUGGGGAAAUUUGUGCUUCCUGUCUGGUUUCCUUGGUUAGAAACUCAAACGCAAAGGCUAAGGAACGGCAAGGCCACGGUCAGACUGAGAAUUUACCAGUUUACACGGUUCUCUCUAGAGAGUUGCAAGAACACCCAGUUUGUAACCGCUAAUUUCUUUCUUGGCACUUGUACGAACCGCCCCGCCCACCUCUACCGUCCCAAAUACGAGCAGCGCAUGCGCAGGGAACUCUGGGAGGAGGUGAAAAGGCCGGCACUGGCUCUGGCCGCCUUGCACUGUGGGAGUUGUAGUCCUGGCGCCUUUCCCUCUUGCGGUAACUCGGUGAGGAGUGAGGUCUUCGGACUACUAUUCCCAGGACUCCCCGAAGUUUCCCAGAUUACUUUGCAAAGGCAUGGCGGGUAGAGUGUGACUGUCAGUAUGGAAGGUAAUUAAAGUGUUUUAAUUCCAGCAAAAAGAGCACCGACGAGAAGAGGAGGUGGACGCAACUUCUUUUGGGAGCUAACGUUUUUGCCGAACACGCCAUGCAGAAUUAGCGGUGUGAAUGUGUAGACCUGAGUACACUCCGGCGGGGUGUGUAUUGUGCGGUGAAACUUUGCUGUUCGUAGUUGUCACCUUUCCAAAGCGGAGCGGUUUUCUGUGAACAUGAUUUGUAACUUUUUACGAGCUGUACAGUGUGCGGAGAAGCUGCGCAGGUCCUCCGGGAAGCGGCUGUUUCUGCCACACUUAGUGCUUAACAAAGCUUGCUUGAAGACUGCGCCCACUUUGAGCUGGGGUCUGCGAGAGCCAAAGAAAACGGUGCGCCCUAAAUGUGCCCCUGACGUCACCCAGAAAACCAUCUGGACGCAGGGGCAGAGCCCCCCGAGAGCAAAAGAGGACAGCAGCAAGCAGGUGUCUGUGCACAGAGAGACCGGGGAGACCAUCGUCUCAACGUCACAGAAAGUGAAGGAAGCUGGGAGAGAUUUUACCUACCUGGUGGUGGUUCUUCUUGGAAUCGGCAUCACAGGUGGCUUGUUUUACACGAUUUUCAGAGAACUGUUUUCUUCGUCCAGUCCUAAUAAGAUCUAUGGGAAAGCCUUAGAAAAAUGCAGAUCACAUCCAGAGGUGAUCAGUGUCUUUGGUGAGCCGGUGAAGGGCUACGGGGAGGCGACCCGCCGCGGGCGAAGGCAGCACGUCAGUUUCAUUGAGUACGUCAAGGAUGGGCUGAAACACAUGCGUGUGAAGUUCUACAUCCAGGGCUCCGAGCCUGGGAAGCAAGGAACAGUGCAUCUCGAAGUGAAAGAGAACCCAGAAAGUGGCGAAUAUGAAUUUCGAUACAUAUUUGUUGAACUUGAGUCCUUCCCUGGAAGAACUAUUGUCAUCGAAGACAAUCGAUCCUGAGGGGAUCGCGGGACUCAGGCACGCGCGGCUUCUGGGGGGGGGAUGUGGAACCCCGCACACCCGCAGGCUGGUCUCCCCCCUCUCCUCCCGAGUCUGCAGAGUAAGACAAGAAAGAACACACGGCUCAUAAAAGUGAGUGUAAGGGUAGUAAUUGCAUUUAGACACACUGAAGUGGCGAUUUUCCUGUAGACGGCAAAAUCAUGAAAUGGAAUGUAUUUUACGUUCUCUCUGAAUCGAUCAUGGACAGUGUUUCUGCUCUAGUGAACAUCAUCUUUCACGAUAAGAGAUUUUUGUUAUUAAACGCUUUAUACCAUGUAAAUGAGGAAAA
Molecule: messenger RNA, 1893 nt
Organism: Lynx canadensis (Canada lynx)
Lineage: Eukaryota; Metazoa; Chordata; Mammalia; Carnivora; Felidae
Gene: TIMM21
Product: translocase of inner mitochondrial membrane 21
Exons: 6
Coding region: 831-1565 (244 amino acids)
Biological process (GO): protein import into mitochondrial matrix
Cellular component (GO): TIM23 mitochondrial import inner membrane translocase complex
Source: RefSeq, a predicted model, not a curated record